AUGGGCGAGGAAACCUACAAGCCAGGCGACAAGCUCACCGCCGCUCCAACAUUCAUAUGCGACCCCAUUGACGGGACUACAAACUUUGUCCACCGGUACCCCUACGUUUCCAUCUCGCUGGGCUUUGCCGUGGAUCUGGAGCCAGUAGUCGGAGUAGUGUACAACCCGUUUACGCAGACUUUGUACUCGGCGAUCAAAGGCCAGGGCGCAUAUCUCAAUCAGACGACGCGGUUACCGCUGAGCGCGCCGACGCCGUUGGAUUCGCUGAAUAGCUGUCUGGUGGCUGUGGAGUGGGGCAGCGAUAGGAGUGGGAAUGAUUUUAGGGUCAAGAGUGAGACGUUUAAGAGGCUGGCGGCGACAAAGGAGGAGGGUGGGGGCAUGGUGCAUGGGCUGAGGAGUUUUGGAAGCGCGGCGUUGAAUCUUUGCGGGGUGGCUAGUGGCGGGCUUGACAUUUACUGGGAAGCUGGGUGUUGGGCCUGGGACGUGUGUGCGGGUUGGGUGAUAUUGAAGGAGGCAGGAGGCAUGAUGGUGGAUGCGAACCCAGGGAAUUGGGAGCCCAGGAUCGACGAGAGGAGAUAUAUGGCUGUCCGUGGAGGCCAAGGCCAAAAAGAAGUCAUCAAGGAGUUCUGGAGUCUAGUCGACGGCGCAUUCGAAGUAGGCAUAUAG
Molecule: messenger RNA, 666 nt
Organism: Plenodomus lingam JN3
Lineage: Eukaryota; Fungi; Ascomycota; Dothideomycetes; Pleosporales; Leptosphaeriaceae
Source: RefSeq, a predicted model, not a curated record